GCUACAAGGCAGAAAACGCCGCACGUAUGCGCUGUGUGAUUUCUUCUGCGUGCACUUACCGCCACGGGAGUGCAAUAUGCCAGAAAAAGGCUGGCCGCGGUAUGCAAUUGAGUACUCGGAUCGGGCCACUCCGCAUGUCUGGCACACUCUGGGCAUAUGGCAUGCCCUGCGCCCAGUCCAUCACACUUCCAUGCUGCAAGAUCAAUGUUUCGAGUUAUUCUGUGAUGCCUCUAGGUGGAUUGGAUCAUACAUACUUGCAGGAUCCACGCGUUACAAUCAAGUCACUGACGAAGAUGACGAUAGCAACGCAAUCACCAUGGGCAAUGCAGAACAGUUCCGGAGUGGCUCACGAUGUAGAAAGCUGGUAGCGGUAGUACGAAGCAAAUACUUACUUAUAUCGUACUCGUGGUAG
Messenger RNA from Amoebophrya sp. A120, 412 nucleotides. The record is from the annotation of a GenBank genome assembly. Lineage: Eukaryota; Dinophyceae; Syndiniales; Amoebophryaceae.